Messenger RNA from Metarhizium album ARSEF 1941, 2088 nucleotides. Its product is annotated as SPRY domain containing protein. Gene Ontology annotation, cellular component: cytoplasm. Lineage: Eukaryota; Fungi; Ascomycota; Sordariomycetes; Hypocreales; Clavicipitaceae. The record is from RefSeq and is a predicted model, not a curated record. Gene Ontology annotation, molecular function: protein binding. Bases 1 to 2088 code for a protein of 695 amino acids. The transcript is spliced from 6 exons. Gene Ontology annotation, biological process: cell surface receptor signaling pathway; cytoskeleton organization.
AUGGCUAGCCUGGAGCAGCAUGGCUCUUCUGGUUUCUCAGACUCAGACUCGUCAGCUGGAAGCCCUGGUCGACCGCAAUCCCGCAACGCCGCCACCUACACCCCCGACCCGCCGCGUCGCUCCGGCCUCGGUUCUCAUUUCUUCACGCAUCCUUCCCGCACGUCCAUCCUGAGUCCCAGUGGUGGUCUCCUGCUCGAUCCCGUGCCCGGCCUCGUCUCAGCGACGUCGCGUGCCGACAACAAUAACCUGCACGACUCUGGCCUCCACGACGUGGCCACCAUGUGGAAGACCAGCGGCACCCUGCCUUCGUUUUCUCGCGGAUUCGACAUGUUCAUGGCCCCGAUGUAUCCAGAAAGCUCAGAGUCUUCUUCCAAAGACCACGAUGCCUUCUUCGUCCCGUCGUAUCUGUCCGAGUCCACCUAUGUCCACAAGUUGGAGGCCGCACACAGGUCCAAGCUUCAGGCUCGGAGAGAGGCUGUCAAGCAACACAACCAGGAGAUGGCAACUGGAUUGGCCCGCAGUCAGACUGGUCUGAGGAUGUACCCGACGUCAGUUGGCACCAGGCCCCACACGGGUCUGGAGAGGCCCGGCUGGCCAAAGUUGGAAGACGAUCUGACACCUCUGCCGAGUCGCUGGAAUCCCGGGGACUCGUGGGGGUCUAUCGAAUUUCUAGAAGCUGGCCGAUCUUUGAAGUUUAUCGGGCCGAGAAGUCAUCAAGAUAGGGACCACGAGGCAGCUGCCGUGCGAGCUGAUUAUCCCAUGCCUGCAGAAUGUGGAAUAUUUUACUACGAGGUCCAAGUCCUAUACGGAAAACGCGACGAUACUACCAUUGCCGUCGGCUUUGCCACAAAAGCUGCUACCAUGUCGCGGCCAGUAGGUUGGGAAGGCGAGACGUGGGGAUAUCAUGGAGAUGAUGGCCGUUGCUUUGCCGGCCAGAGCUCAGGGCGGGCAUUCGGUCCAACGUUCAGCACAGGAGACGUCGUCGGAUGCGGCGUCAACUUCCGCGAUCACACUGCAUUUUUCACCAAGAACGGCGUCAAGAUUGGCGUGGCUUUUCACGACGUCACUCGAACUAAGCUUUUCCCUGCCAUUAGCCUUAAGAAACCGGGCGAACAUAUCAUGGUCAAUUUCGGGCAGGCCCCUUUUGUUUAUGAUAUUGACGAUAUGAUGAGAGAGCAACGGAGCAAAGUCCAAAACGAAAUUGAAAAGACUGAUAUUUCCAGGCUUGAACCGGGAAUGAGCGAAACAGAUCUCAUACAAGCCUUGGUCCUACAGUUCCUGCAGCACGAUGGCUAUGUGGAAACAGCGCGAGCUUUUGCGGAGGACAUAAAGCUGCAAAAGGAGGCUUUGAACUUGGAUCCUAAUGUUACCGUCGAUGGAGUCAAUAUUGAAGAUGACGAAGAUGCUAACAACAGGCAAAAAAUUCGAAAAGCAAUUCUCGAGGGCGACAUUGAUCGUGCGCUGAAGUACACGCAGGCCUACUAUCCCCCAGUAUUCGAAGAAAACGAAGAUGUUCAUUUCAAGUUGUGUUGCCGGAAAUUCAUCGAAAUGGUGCGUAAAACGGCACAGCUGAGAAGCGCAGUCGACACCAAGAUGAGCAACGGACAUGGACCCGGCUCGAGCUCUGUUUCGCAGGACAUGGAUGUUGACUUGAAUGGCGGUGACAACAUGACUUGGAACGAGAAUUCCAACAUGGAUGCCGAUACGCAAGAUGUUCAGUUCGAGCUGCUGAAGCUGGAACAAGAAAUGCUCAGCUACGGACAGUCCCUAGGAGCCAAAUAUGCAAGUGACCCGCGAAUUUCCGUCACCAAGGCGCUUGGAGAAAUAUGGGCACUGGUGGCGUAUGCCAAUCCUCUAAUGGAAAAGAAUGUCAGCUAUCUGCUCGAUAAGAAGGGCAGAGGAGCUGUGGCAGAGGAACUCAACUCUGCCAUUUUGGCGUCGUUGGGCAAAUCUUCGCAGGCAUCUAUUGAGAAGCUCUAUGCGCAAACAAGUGUCCUACUGGAGGAUCUUGGAGCGGAUGGCAGCGCAGGUGCGUUUGUUUCGGUGCAGGAUGUUGUGGACAGCAUCAAGGCCGGGCCACGACUGUAG